Molecule: messenger RNA, 307 nt
Organism: Prorocentrum cordatum
Lineage: Eukaryota; Dinophyceae; Prorocentrales; Prorocentraceae
Source: the annotation of a GenBank genome assembly
GUCGCCGCCCGGGCAGCGUGGCGGGCCCAGCGAGCGGGCGGCCGCUCCGAAGAGCCUUCCGGCGCGCUGGCCUCGCUCACGAGAGGGCCGCCCCGGCCUGCCGGUUCCGUGCGCGAGCCCGGCCGCCCACCAGUCCAGCUUCAGGUCGUGCGGCGUCUCGGCAGGCAACAUGAGAUCCUGUGACGUCACGAACUACUGCGAGGAAGGGGGCGAGGACGACGACCAGGACAUCGUCCAGGACAAGUUCGCCGAGGACGUCGUCACCAGCGAGUUCAGGGCUGUCGCGAAGCCCCGCGUGCGCGCCUGA